Molecule: messenger RNA, 1205 nt
Organism: Meriones unguiculatus (Mongolian gerbil)
Lineage: Eukaryota; Metazoa; Chordata; Mammalia; Rodentia; Muridae
Gene: Lyset
Product: lysosomal enzyme trafficking factor
Exons: 2
Coding region: 314-805 (163 amino acids)
Source: RefSeq, a predicted model, not a curated record
GUCAGGCUGGCCCAGCGCUCAGCUGGGAGCCGAGCUCGGGGUUCUGCGGGCCAAGCCUGGCGCCGCUGCUCAGCCCGGGCUCGGCAGCGGGUGCUGUGGGGGGCGGGCCCGGCUGCCCUGAGGCCCCGGUGGCUAAGCAUCUCCAGGUGGCUGCCCCCGGCUGGAGCUCCAGAGGGCUACCGGGCCCGCUGCCGCGUGACCAGCCGUAGUCACGCUGAGCUUAAUCACUGCUAGCUCGUGCUCCCGCCGGCGGUGCUCAUCUUCGCCGAGCUGCGCGACCCAGAGGGUUUCUCUUAAGGUGGCUUGUUCUGAAAUGCCCAAGGCACCUGACUAUUCAGAACUGAGUGACUCUUGCACGCUUGCUGGGGGAACAGGAAGAUUUUCGGGACCACUGCACAGAGCAUGGAGAAUGAUGAACUUCCGUCAGCGGAUGGGAUGGAUUGGAGUGGGAUUGUAUUUGCUAGCAAGUGCAGCAGCAUUUUACUAUGUUUUUGAAAUCAAUGAGACUUACAACAGGCUGGCUCUGGAACACAUUCAGCAGCACCCUGAGGAGCCUCGGGAAGGAACCACAUGGACACACUCCUUGAAAGCGCGUUUACUAUCCCUGCCCUUUUGGUUGUGGACAGUUAUUUUUUUGAUACCGUAUUUACAGAUGUUUUUGUUCCUUUAUUCUUGUACAAGAGCGGAUCCCAAAACGGUGGGCUACUGUAUCAUUCCCAUAUGCUUGGCCGUUAUCUGUAAUCGCCACCAGGCAUUUGUCAAGGCUUCUAAUCAGAUCAGCAGACUACAACUGAUCGACACAUAAAACCAGUCACCGUUUUUCCCUUAUUACACGACUGCCAGUACUGUAUGGAGGCUGACCACAAGACUGCAGUUUCUUUACAGAUCUCAGGAAGUUGUGGUGGAACAGAGACUUUUUUAAAAAUGUGACAAGAGGACCACUUUAUCUGAAUAAUGACUUUUUAGGUAAAGCCUGAGAUAUAGUCCUACAGAAUCAUGUUAAUGACUUCAGAUUUCGGAAGUAAAAUAGUGGCUUGUUAUAUUCAUUCUUUAGAAACUUGAAUAAGUACCUGAAUUUUUAUUUCUAUUCUAUGUGCAACAUAGUAUGAUUCAGAAAAUUUUCCGUUGGGGAAAACAAUGAAUAAUUUCCAUUGUGUUAAGUGUAAAAAGGUCUAACCAUGAUGAUAAAAUUUAAAUUUUAUACA